AUGGCGUCCCAGGACAAUAUCACCCCAGGAGCACUGCGCCUCUCUGCCAUGAUCCUCAUGUCUCCCAGGCGAACUCUGACCCCUGGCCUCUUCCUCCUCCUGCUGCCCCUCUUCCUGCUGAUGCUGCUGGCUCCAUUCGGCCGGAGCUACAGCGGGCUGGGUCCGGGCUGCCACCUCUUCCCGUUUAAUGUGACGAUCCGCAGCGAUCGGAGGGGGACGUGCAGGGGCACGCACACGGUGUACGCCUGCGUGGGGUACUGCGAGUCCAGCGCCUUCCCCUCGCGGUACUCCGUGCUGGCGGCCUCCAACUUCACCCACAACAUCACGUCUGCCUCCCGCUGCUGCACCAUCAGCAAAGACACUAAGGUGAAGGUGCGUCUGGACUGUCCUCGCGGCCGUCGCCAUGACAACAUCGAGAUCCUGACUGCACGUGCCUGCCGCUGUGACAUGUGUCGCAAGUCACGCUACUGAGGAGUUUAAGG
Molecule: messenger RNA, 482 nt
Organism: Anguilla anguilla (European eel)
Lineage: Eukaryota; Metazoa; Chordata; Actinopteri; Anguilliformes; Anguillidae
Gene: gpha2
Product: glycoprotein hormone subunit alpha 2
Exons: 4
Coding region: 1-471 (156 amino acids)
Biological process (GO): cell surface receptor signaling pathway
Cellular component (GO): extracellular region
Molecular function (GO): hormone receptor binding; hormone activity
Source: RefSeq, a predicted model, not a curated record